Messenger RNA from Phragmites australis (common reed), 1803 nucleotides. Its product is annotated as protein CYTOKININ-RESPONSIVE GATA TRANSCRIPTION FACTOR 1-like. The transcript is spliced from 3 exons. Bases 374 to 1363 code for a protein of 329 amino acids. NCBI's taxonomy places the organism in Eukaryota, Viridiplantae, Streptophyta, Magnoliopsida, Poales, Poaceae. Gene Ontology annotation, biological process: regulation of DNA-templated transcription. The record is from RefSeq and is a predicted model, not a curated record. Gene Ontology annotation, molecular function: sequence-specific DNA binding; zinc ion binding.
CUUCCCUUUGUUCCUCAUCCCUUUCCUGUGCUGGUGUGUGACUGCCUGUGGCCACCUCUCUUUCUCACUCUAUGAAAGGGAUCACACAUGCCACAUCUCUCUCUAAUUCCCCUUAGGCCCUAGCUGAGAGAGACUGAUAGCAGCUCUCGGCUCCUCUUGCCUCUCUUUUAUAAAAAAGGACAUGCCCUCUCCACGCUGUCCAUGAUCACUCUGGGCCCUUGUAAAUUGCCCCUCCAACUGCAGAUCUCCUCUCCAUCUCCCUGCCCUUAUAUGCAUCCUGAUCUCUCUUUCAUCUUCCCACAGUGUUUGCUGCUACCUUUCUAGCUAGCCAGAUCUCUUUCUCUAGCUCCUCUCUCGUUCUAUCUCUUCUCUCAUGUCUACCAUCUACAUGAGUCAACUGUCUACUCUCCCUCUAAUGGAGGGAGGUCAGGAUCAGGGACUCUUUCCUGCCUUCCAUAUAGCAAAGGACCCUCCUAUCUUGUUCCCUUUUAUGAUCAACAACCCUGUAGAUCAGCACCAAGGGCAAAGCUAUGGAGACCAGCACUUGAAGCAGCAAGUUUUGGCUGAAUCUAGUCAACAGUUCAACGAUCACAUGAUGAUGAGCGGAUCAGAUGCCUUCCCUACGCCGUCACCGUUCCGGCCGACCAUUCAAAGCAUCGGCAGUGAUAUGAUCCAGCGAUCCGCGUAUGAUCCAUACGAUAUCGAGAACAAGCGUGCUGACGGAUCGACCAGCAGUUGGCCAGCAAAGAUGAAGAUCGUGCGGAAGGCGAUGAGCGAGUAUCCCGAGGGCGGGGCGGCGAGAAAGCCAAGGAGAAGAGCACAAGCACACCACGAUGAGAGCCAGCAACAGCAACAGCAGGCUAUAGGUGUCAUUAGAGUGUGCUCCGACUGCAACACCACCAAGACCCCCUUGUGGAGGAGUGGUCCUUGUGGCCCCAAGUCUCUUUGCAACGCAUGCGGCAUAAGGCAAAGGAAGGCACGGCGGGCGAUGGCCGCGGCCGCGGCCGCAGCAGCUGCUGCCGGCAACGGCGGGGCAGCAGCAGGCGCGGCAUACAUCGACGCGCAGGGGAAACCGGCCAAGAAGGAGAAGAAGGCGGACGUCGACCGGUCGCUGCCGUUCAAGAAGCGUUGCAAGAUGGUGGUCGUCGAUCGUGCUGCCGCAGCCGUCAAGGCGACGCCCGCAGUCGCCGCUCCGACGAAGGAUCAGGAUCAUGUUGCCGAUGACAACGUCGUGGCGGCGACGAGUCUGCAGAGAAAGGGCACCCCUCCUCCGGCGAUGUCGUUCCACACGUUCCCCGCCGACGAGAUCACCGACGCCGCCAUGCUGCUCAUGACUCUGUCUUGUGGGCUCGUCAGCAGCUAGUUACUGAGAUCAGAUCACUAGUCGCGAUUGAUGAGUGCAACUUGAUUUUAAACUAAUAAUAAGUACGUAUCAUAUUGCGUGUCUUUUCUCGUUUAAUUUUGCGUCGAUGAAGAGGAUCACCUGAAGGAAGAGAGAUAGAUUGAUCACAUGUCCAAGGAAAUAAUAAGCAAAAAACUCUCGCGAGCUAGUAAUUAGCACCAGAAUUUGCUAUAAGAGUGAGUUUUUUACCCUUUUCCCCUGUCGCGGCUAAGUAAUCAAGUCACUAUAUGUUAUGCUACUUUGUUCCUUAAUUUGUAUUAGUUAUGUUUUGGAUUGGAGCUAAUAAUAUCGAGGAGAUCGAGCAAGAAGAGAAUCACUACUACUUUGUUCCUUAAUUUGUAUUAGUUAUGUUUUGUUCGUUGGUUGUCUGUCGUUCAUGGCAUUUUUCUCCCUGUGUACAU